AAUAAGCGGCCUCGCUAUCGCGUACCCUCCUUGGUAACGCUGGCUCGGUUAUGAUACUAAAAGCCCUGAAAUGCCCCGACAGACCUGUUCAAUUAUACUUUGUAGAGACACAUCAAAAAUCUAGUUACGGUUAGUCCACACCACCACGUCCAUAUUGUCUUGUUUUUCAAACCUGCUCCUCCUGGAUCUCACAUACCGUUGUGCGCAUGCCCGCUGCAUCCCUCAACAUCCCAGACGUCAAAAAAGCCGUGUUUCUUACCAGGGUAGAGGAAAAUGAUCAACCCGGUCCGGUGGAGCGCACUGAAGGCUUAUUUCGCCUGAACGGCACACUGACACAAGUUGCAAGCUUGUGAGAUAGAACCACAAGGACUGGACUGAGAUUAUUUUGACAAUUUGGAUUAACAAUCAUGUCUGUUUCCACUAUGGAAUUAAAGAAAUCAAUUUCAGACACAGAGAGAACGUUGAAGAGCUACGGCGCUGUGCAAGAGACCGAAUGGAACACGGAUAAAGGCCAGGGGGACGUGUCCAUGGCCGAGAGCACCAUGUCUCCCGACGAGAUCGAGGUGGAGAUGGCUCGCAUCCAGCGCCUCCGGGAGGUCCUGGUGCGCCGCGAGUCCGAGCUGCGCUUCAUGAUGGAUGACAUUCAGCUCUGCAAAGACAUCAUGAGCCUGAAGCAGGAGCUGAGGAAGAUCGUGACGGUGCCAGAGAAAGAUAAGACCAAGAAGCAGCGGCAGCGGGAGGAGGAGCUGAUCCUGAAGGUCCAUCAACUGGUGCAGAAGAGGGACUUCCUGGUGGAUGACGCCGAGGUGGAGAGAUUACGGGAGCAGGAGGAGGACAAGGAGAUGGCCGACUUCCUCAGGCUCAAGCUCCUGUCGCUGGAGAAGCUCGCCAAAGUGGCAGAGGGUUCUCCCAAGCCCAAGAGAUCUGUCCCAGACCCUCCACCCAACAAGCCCUCCGUCCUCAAGUCCAGCGUCACCAUCAUCAAGGACUGCUGUGGCGCCACCCAGUGUGCCAUCAUGUAACAAAAACGCCCUCCCCUCACUCCCCUCCCCUUACGACGCCUCAACCCCCCCCCCCUCAUCCCCCCAGACUCUCACAUAACCUCAACCCAUCUCCUUGCACUGAGAAACCUGGGUGCUCAAGUAUCCUGCCAAAAGUGACAAAACAAAACAAGCAGCCGAGGCAUGUGACCACGCCAGUAUGCGCGCUGUCCGAGGCUGUAGGCAAAACGUUUAUCUGAUCGAGCAAGCUGCCACUCAUUGGUGGCUAAUGGAGCGGGACUUCGCCCCAGCGUGGUUUUAACAUAUUGGAUUGUCGAGCUGGCAGUUGUCACAUUAACAUGCAAUUAGUCCAGCAAUGAUGUGCGGAUAAGGCGUUUGUCAGCAAACUCCCCACAAACCUCUCUCUAGAGUCUAGACCAUUUACCGCGGCUCCCCCACGUUCUGCGCAAUAUGUUUAGGUUAUAUAACAACAUCGUUUAAGGAUUCAGCAGUUUGGAGGCUGAAGUUUGGCUGAAAGUGCUGGUGUGAUCCUCUCCUGAGAUUUCAGCUGGCUGAAUUGAUUUCUUCAUCCUUUCUUUUCUUUUUCAACCAUUGCUGCAUUUUUCUACUCAAGCAAAGGCAACUUUCACGCUGGCCUCUGUGUUAGAUCAUUUGUGCCACAUCUGGUAGCAGGAUGUGAAGAAAAUGUACAACACUGCCUUGAAGUCAGACGAAAACAUGUGACGUGACAGGCUGACACUGUGUGGGUUUUCUCCACGAUUAUUUAUUCAUGGAAUGUUUCUGAAGCUCUUUCAGUUGAGGCCUUUUUCAAAGGAGAAUGACGUUUGUGUGAUUUCUUGUGUCACGUUUACAACUACCAAGCACAAACACCUCGAUGCUUUCACCCCCAUCUGCUCCCAGGUUUCUCUUGCUAGAGGUGGGGCUGAGAAAUAUCCCAUCUCUUCGCUCUGUCACCACGUAGUAUAACGGGUAUACACACACAAAUAUUCCUCCAUCGUUACCCUUUAAUCAAAAGCUGAUCUCUGAUCGAGGGCCAGUCUUGCAUUGUGGGUCGAGUACGUGGGUAGCUCUGGGUUGAUCCUAGAUCAGUUCAACCACUGUGAGAAGCGUGAUGGAGGGGCCCUCCUGAGCCAGCAAGGGUCCCUGGAACAGUGAACUAUGGUACCUCUCCUGGUUCGUGCAAAGAUCCCUUCACCCUCAUCCCUUUAUUUUCAUAUGCAAACACAUGAAUAUAAUAUGCAUUGAUUACUUAUUUUACAUUGAUUAACUGCAAACACAGGAAUAUAAUAUGCAUUGAUUACUUAUUUUACAUUGAUUAACUGCAAACACAUGAUAAUAUGCAUUGAUUACUUAUUUUACAAUGAUUUACUGCACACAUUGAUUAGAGUCAACACUGAUAUUGAUAUACUCUGGAUUUUUUUGCAGACAAAAGACAAAAAAAAAAAAAAAUCUUAAAUGUAAUGCAAAGACGAAUGCAAUUCUUGUAAAUACCUCUCUGAAUAAGCUCUGAACAGAAAGAUGACUGGCAUCUCACUCCCAGUAGAUAGGCUAGUGAUUAAUUGCCACACUAACGAGAUCUGGUAGUUAUUUACUGCACCCGUUCUUCAUGAAGUGUUUGUGUAUUUAUCCCUCUUAGGACCUUUUGCUAUAGAUCACACAGUAAUUAUAUGCAGAAAUGUGCUGAUCCUUCUCCAUGUCUGUAAAUAUAUGUUUAAAUAAAAAAGGCAUCUUUCUGGA
Clupea harengus (Atlantic herring) is the source of this 2738-nucleotide messenger RNA. It is a transcript of the gene bmerb1, whose product is annotated as bMERB domain containing 1. Gene Ontology annotation, biological process: negative regulation of microtubule depolymerization. The record is from RefSeq and is a predicted model, not a curated record. NCBI's taxonomy places the organism in Eukaryota, Metazoa, Chordata, Actinopteri, Clupeiformes, Clupeidae. Gene Ontology annotation, cellular component: microtubule cytoskeleton.